UAUUUACUCUCGUAAUGGAAGUUAUCACAUGACUGACUGCAUUUCCCAGCAAUCCUUCGUGCGCAAACGCAGUGAGCGUUGUCUGGCAGUGGUAAACAGACGUCAGAAGGGAGUCUUCGCCUCGAGUCAAAACAAAACAUUACGAAAAUGAUCAACGAUGAAUGACUCUUUGACCAACCGCGAUAUCAAGAAAUUGAACGGGAAUUGCGAUUAAGAAGAUUGGGAAUUCAAGUUAUGAGCCACGUUUGCUUUUCCGAUUGUUUCGAGACGGAUUUUAACUCAUAAAUAACAGGAGUUAGCCAGCUAAGUGGCUAUCCAACUAUUCCAAUGUUGUAUCUAGCUUGUUAGCACACAUUUCAAGUUUGGACUGACCGGACGGGGAGUUUGAGAGAAGUCAUCUGAAGAAGGAAUAUGCACAUUCAUUCUGAAACAGCUCUCAACGAAUUGUCUUAAAAAUACAAGGACUUGUUCAUCCCACAACUGUUCCACUGGUUUAUGCCCGCGCGAGCAUCGUGUGCUGCUGCGUCUCGAGAAACAUGGCAGAUGGUGACGCGCCUGGCCACAACGUGGAGGAGCGUGCAGACUUGAACCAUAAUACGGAUCUGUUUUCUUUUUGUUAGUUCUCAAAUACCUAAAAAGACAAGUAUGACCAGUGUGACCAGCAAGAAUUUGACUCCAUUCUUUAAUUCUUGACGGACAUUACGGCAUCAUCAAAUUAAACGGUACAGAUUAAGGUAGUACUGGUAGUCUGAUCAAUUAGGUCACAUUCACUAGUUUCGCUUAAAUUAAAUAUCUUGGCUUUUUUAUGUCUAUACUUGAAAGUUUUAACUUGAUAUCACGUCGUAGUUGGCUACGGGUUUUUUUUUAAAAGGAGGAAUUUAGUUCGGGAACGCUAACUUUUCAGUUAAAUUAAUGUAUUGACAAGCAGCCUUGAUUAGUACUUGUGAGAUCAAUAUCUGUUUUUAUUAAUAGCCUAAAGCGUGUAACAUAUUCAGACUGUCAGCAAAAAUUGAAAGUUUGAAUGCUUUAGAAUUAGCAUCUGGGCAAUUUGGCAUUUGGCAAGAGGAGGUUUUGUACGGGUGGGGAAGCACGUUAGAACGUUGUUUACAAGUGUUGGUGGGGGCCCAUAAAUCAGGUAGCUCUUUUGUAAUACUGACCUAGGCUACUAUGGUUAUCCGAUAGUGUAGACUGUCUUGAGUGUCUUUUCAUAUUCGGUCGGUGUUGAAAUGUUUAUUUUUUUAUCUUUUAUUAUAAAUCAGAAUUUAGUAGCGUUCAUAUAACAGCUUGAAAUUAAUAUAAUUGGUCUCUGAGUGAAUGAUUGGAAUUUCUGAUGUUAUUUAUUAGAUUCAUUCAAUUUAUUAAUGUUUUAAAGAAAACAAGUAACAAAAGCUGAAAAGCUAUAUACUAAUUUAGACUGGAUUUUUUCGUACUUGGCACAGUAAAUUAUGCUACAGCUGAAUUGUAGUGAGAGAGUUACUAUCUGAUUUUUAGGUUGUUGUUGUUGUUCAUAGACUCCAUCGUUUGGGCUAUACAGAUGUUUUGAUGGGACAGUGUUUCACUUCAUCUGAAUUUCCUUUGUUCUUUUUUGUAAACAAAGGCACGCCUUUCCAACCCUCCUUGGCUGUCUGUUAAUCGGAAGGUUUAUGAUAGAGAAGAUUAUUUUGUUCCUCUAAUCCCCAAUCUGAGGAUUAACCGACGCUAUAUUGGUAUAUCCAGAUUACUACGACUCUUUUCUACCAGACACUCUUCUAAUAGGGACUGGAGACGAUUUAGUUGAAUUAUUUUAGGAAUAUUGAACUUGAUUUAGCACAACUGCUAAAACGAAUCAAGGAAUCCCCACAGGGCUGUCAGAAAUAGCGAAACAUAACCCAGCGUUAAACCUCUCCCCAAGUCUCCCCCCACCCCCUAAGACCACCGUGACAAUUAGUGUAGGUUACACAAAUAACGGUGACACAUAUAGUCUGGCGUGUAGGCUAAAACUUUAUUUAAAUAAGAAAGAACUGUAAUUACAUACACGUUUAAAUCAUUAGCACUUGGCAGUCUUUCUCUGAAGCGCUUGGAAAAACGAAAUAUCUGAGCCCCCUCACAUGAUGGAGGAGGACAGCGUACCCCCGAUUGACCCAGAUUUUGAGCCACAAAGCAGACCGAGGUCGUGUACUUGGCCGUUGCCUAGACCCGACAUCUCAGCUGUCAAACCAGAGGCGGCAGACGGCGCAGAGUCAGCCGCGGGAACCCCGCCCGCCGAGGAAGACAAGCAUGAGCCUCAGCAAAUCACAUCGGAGCCCGAGAAAGUGGUCGUCACAGAGGGCGGAGUCGCAGCUGGAGUGGGUGGAGCUACUCCCAGAAAAGGGUCAUCCCGGCGCAAUGCCUGGGGCAAUCAGUCCUAUGCGGAUUUGAUCAGCCAGGCAAUUGAAAUGUCGCCCGAGAAACGUCUCACCUUGGCGCAGAUAUAUGAUUGGAUGGUGAAAACGGUGCCCUACUUUAAGGACAAAGGAGACAGCAACAGUUCAGCCGGAUGGAAGAACUCUAUCCGACACAACUUGUCCUUGCACAACAAGUUUCUCCGAGUGCACAAUGAGUCCACGGGCAAGAGCUCAUGGUGGAUGCUUAACCCAGAGGGGGGAAAGACCGGCAAGGCCCCGCGGAGGCGUGCGGCCUCCAUGGACAACAGCAGCAAGUUGCUUAAGAGCCGGAUGCGGGCAAAGCAGACCAAGAAGCUGGCGGGAGCGGCCGGCCUGGGCACGCCCAGUGGUAGCCUGCCAGGCGAAGGUGGCACAGGGGCAGGGGGCGCAGAUAGCCCUGGCUCCUCCCAGCAGUUCCCCAAGUGGGGAGUGAACCGCAACAGCCCCUCAUCUCGCGGCAGCCUGGACGACUCAGACAUGUGGACAAGCUUCCGGCCGCGCACUAGUUCCAACGCCAGCACCCUGAGCGGCAAGCUGUCACCCAUCGGCCCGGGACAGGAGGAGGACGACGAGCUGCCUGAGGACAGCCUGCUGGGGAGCUACUCCACGGGCAGCCUGCCCCCCACCCUCACCGAGACCCUCAUGGAGGAGCUGGACCUGAUCGACGGGCUCACGCUCAUGACUGCCCAGCAGGGCGGCGCCAGCCCCAGCACAGCGCCCCCCGCCCCGCCCACACCGUUGCCCUCGGCGUCCACACUGCUGCCCCGAGGGACGGGCUUCCCCUCCUACAGUCGGAUGCAGCCAUCCAAGCCUGUGCAGAGCCCCCCCCAGCCUGGAGCUCAGACUUCUGUGCAACAGGGCUCCAACCACAGCCCCUCUUCCUAUGGCAACUCCCUCUUCAACCCCCUGCCAGGGCCCGGCUCCCACGGGGGGGGCCACUUCGGCACCCGCGUGCCUUCCAGCCUGGAGGCUCUGCUCACCUCUGACUCCCCUCCGCCGAGCGAGGUCAUGAUGACUCAGGUAGACCCGCUCAUGCCCAGCCAAGGAGGGGGAGGGAUGCUGGGCCUGCGGGGGGGCAUGGUGGGCAGCCAGGCCAAGCCGGCAGGGCUGAUGAUGGGGAAGGGCCUGGAGCACACCUCUGUGGGGACCAUGGGCCUCCCGCCACAGCCUCAACUCCAACCACAGCCUCACCAGCAGCAGCAGCAGCAGCAGCAGCAGCAGCAGCACUCCCAGAUGGGCCUCAGCAUGCUGCUGUCCAGCAUGAGCCCAGAUCCCUCUCAGCUGAGCGCCAUGAAGAACCAGCAUCACGUGCCCGGCGGAGGCCUGCUCCAAGGGGUCGGCGGCGGCGGGGGGAACGGGGGUCCUCAGGGGAUGGGCCAGUUUGGCACGCCCUCCUUCUUCAUGCCCUCCCAGGACCGCUUGCCCACAGACCUGGACAUUGAAAUGUUCACAGAGAACCUGGACUGUGAUGUGGACUACAUCAUCAACAGUGACCUCAUGGAUGGAGACAUUAUUGACUUCAACUUUGACCCCAUACUGGCCGGUGGCCAGGCGUACCCAGGGCCCGCCUCCACACAGGGCUCGUCACACAAGUGGGUCCCCAGCUAACUCUCCAGCCGCUGGGAGCAGAGCAGCCCUCACCCCCUUACCACACAACACUUGGUGCAUAGUUCGAUCUUUUUCUGCCUCCGCAUUUGCCAUUGUACCUCUGAUACAAAAAAAAACUAAAAUACUUUUUGGGCGAAGAUACAAAAUGUGGACUACAAUUGUUUUAUAUUUUUUUUGUAGUUGCCGAUCUGAUAUACACAUAUAUAUAUAUAUAUUUUUGGAAGACAGAGACAGACCUCAUUGUUGUUAAGUGCCAAUUUGAACCCAAGUGGGGCCAGGGGGGACCGAGGAUGGCCGACACAGAGAGACAGUCAACAUCAGUUUCAACUUUUUGAUUUGUUUUGUUUUCAGAAGGACAAGACAAGACUCUUGUCGUGUGGGGAAAGAAGCACAACUAAUAAACUACUAAUCAAGUUUAUUACGCAUUUAUUACUAAUACCAAAGUAGCUUAGCUUGGACAUGGUACUCCUGGUUUUUUUUGCUACUGGACCACUGCUGUGAGAAGCCUGGAUCCAGACCGGGGGGCAAGAAGAGGAGUGUGGACUGAGAGGGGUGUUGGUCGGACCUGGAUGCCUGGACCUGCUCGUUGCUCAGUGGUACAAAAUGUGACAUUUUUGUUGGGUUGUCAUGUUGGAGCAGAAGUGGGCGGAGGCAAAGCCAGACUGAAUUCUUAUCCCAAACAUUCAGUCGUGCAGUAAUUCUGAUCGCUUGAUUAGUAUCUACAGUUGGGCAUAUGUGACCACCUCCGCUCAGGAAAGGACUUGUGAUUUUCUUUUCAGUCGUGCUGAUGCAUACAGGAGGAGUCAUAGGGUGGUGCUUUUUUUGGCUUUUUAAUUAUUGUGCAGUUAGUUGUGUUAACAGUAUGAAGAAAUACAAUGUGGAAUUUUUAUACUGGGCAUUCAAAGGCAAUGUUUCUUUUCUUUCCUUUGCCAACAUGUGAUUAGUCGGCAUAGUGUUAUUACUGAAGACAGUAUGCCUCUUUUGUAGAAUGCAAUUUGUUUGAAGUAAUUUUUUUUUGCAUACUCCAGUUUUGAGCCGGCUAAGCUUGAAACGGGCAAAAAUACAACACCGAAGAAUCCUUUAGUCCAGCGAAAGGAGUUCCGACCCAAAGUGACGGCGAAUCAUUUCAGUAGAGGGAAAGGCUUUUGGUUAUGCUCUCUUUUGUAGCAUGCGACAUGGCAGUGUGUGAGAGAAAUCUUGAAGGAUGCAAAAUUGAAAUGUGAUGUUAUGCAAAGGUUAUCAGCAAAGAAGGUGUGGUGAAAUGGCCCUGAAAGUCUGACUCGGGGCGUGACCAGAAUUGAUUUCUUACCCAACGCUCUUUCAUAUAUAAUACUAACAAUCUUUUUGUAUUGCGUUUCAAUGUCGAAGAGAGAAGAUAUGAGUAUAUGGGACUAUAGUUUUAAUAUUCAGUUAAGAUAAAAGUUUAAAAUUAUAAUGCAUCUUUAACAGAUAUGCAUACUAAUCAGAAACAUACUGUUAAUGUGUUUUUUUUAUCUGCAAAAAGUAACUUCAGAGCAUUUCUAACGGUAAUUUUUAUGUAUUUUGUUAUUUUUGUAAAAGAUGAAAAGCAUGUACAUUUUAUAUAUAACCAAAGGAACACUAAGAACCGCAUGUCAGAACGGGGGGAGUGGGAGAGGGGCGGGAUGCAUUUCAGUGGAGAUAAGCUUUACAGAACACAGAACAUUCAAACAAGAGUGAACUCCAAUCAGAUCAGAGCAAGGAGCUGCAUCGGGAGGGCCAUUCUAGAAUGUGCCGCCAUGUGACGCCUCACUUGAUUGGAGGAGUAGUUUUAGGGAAAUGGAUUAACUAAUUGAUCCCUUUCAUGAAUUGUCCUGGUUAAUACUCUCUGCCUGUACUUUUACCUGACGAUGGAAGUCAAUCUCAUCUCAAAAAACGAGACCGAACUGGUUCAACGUAACUUCGACGAAUAAUGCAAUGAUUAACUCUCAGGGUAAUUUUAAAAGAGACAAAAUAAGAAUAGUGACCGCAAAAGGUUCCAGAAAAUAAGUGUUGAGAUAAUCAUAUAGCAAUUUGAAAUGAUUCUUGCUUUCGCUCUGUGAAAAACAAGUGAUUGGAAAGACAUAUAACUAGCAGGCCCCUUUAGAACGUUCAGCAUGUUAAAAUAUAUGUUAACGGAUAAAUAUAUAUUCAAUGUUUAAUUUUAGGAGGAGAGGUUCAUUGGGAUUGUGAGUUCACUCAAAUUAUAAGAUGCUGUAAUACUGCCAAUGAACACUAGAGCAUACUGCUGCAGAGCAAAAUGUACCAAGCCGUAUUUUCUCAAUGUUCUCAUUUUUCAUUCUCUUUAUUUUCCAUUGAAUAUAUUAUUCACGUUUUUGUUGUUGUUUUAGCAGAAAGGACACUUGUAUUUAUAGUUUUGUCUGAACGUUUUCUCCAUUUUUUAAUUGAAGCAAAAUAGCAUUCACUUCAAUGUUGAUUAGGUUUCUUUCAGGAAAUGUAGAUGUGCAUUUCUUCAUCAUUUGACUGUAAUUGUCCUAACAUGUUAGAUUUAAAGGUGCAGUAUCUAGGAUUUAGGGUGAUCUAUUACCAGAAAUGGAAGAGAGUAUUCAUAAUUUUGUUUUAUUAAGUGUGUACUCACAUGUAACUACGAAUCGUGUUUUCAUUAGCUUAGAAUGAGCCCCUCGUACCUACUUAGGGAGUGGGUCCUCUUCCAUGGAGUCUGCCAUGUUUCUACAGUGGCCCAAAAGGGACAAACCUAAACACUGGCACUAGAGAGGGCCUUUUGUGUUUUUGUGGAACCUGAUGGUCACUGUAGCUUUUCCUACACGCUUGGACAGGGAGAGGUAUUCAUUUGGUUGAAAUCGGCACCCUCACCACUAGAUGCCACUAGAUCCUACAUAGUGCACCUUUAAGACCUGUUGUGUCAUGGCAUUGUUUUCUAAUCACCGGUGCUACAAUCUAUUAUCAAUGACUUUUAGAGGGCCAGAUACAAAUGGGUGGAGUUUAGAUUAAAAAAAAAAGGCCUUGAAUCAUUUAUAUGCAGCAAAAAAAGGAAAUAUUUUGAAUAUGUUUUUUUUUCUAAGAACCCUAGAGUGUAGGAUGAAAAUAUAACCUUUUAUUGUGUUCCCCAAGAUGUCACUUAAAAUAGAUUCUCAAUAAAACUGUGAAUGCAGAGAAAUGUCUGGCAUUUGGCUGGAGUUUGGAAGCUUUCAUCAGCAAAGAAGAAUUCAUGCAGCGCACCCCACUGUGAUUGAGCAGUGAGUGUGUAGGAUGGAACAGCUCGUCCGAGUGAGUGUCGGUUUCCAUGAACGGUUUACGCCUGUGGCCUUGUCUUUGUAGGGGGUGUCUGGUCUCUAUCCUACUUCAUACACUGUUCAUGCACAUGUAGGUGUGUUUAUGUGUGUGUGUGUGUGUGUGUGUGUGUGUGUGUGUGUGUGUGUGUCCAGAAAGUGCUGCAUAUGUGGAGUUGCGUCUGCGAACGAAUGCGAGAGCUGAGUGUUGAAGAGUGACUGGAUUUACGGAAGAACGUAGCGUGGCUGUGAGUGAGUGAGUGUUGGAUCUGCAAAGGCCACAGUGGCUAAGGCGACUGCAUGAACAGAGAUCUCCCCUCUUCCUGGUUGGACAGUGAAGGAAAAACAAUGUGUGAAGUGAAGCGUGAUGGUGGCUGGCCCCCCUUCAGACAGUAUGCUGGGCCACCCUUUAGACCUUCUGCAGGAGUUCCCUUGCCUUGUCUCUGAUUCAUGACUAUUAUUUUCUCCUCCCCCUCCUUUUAAAAUAAUACCUCUUAAGACUUGUUUUGAACUUUAGUACUUUCUUAUAUUUUCUCAGUACUUCUUUUUUUUCUACUACUCUUGUUACUUCACUUAAUUAUGAGUUAGUUUGAUUUUACUCUCUUAUUUGACUGGGUUUGAAGAGACUUUUAGAGUGCACAGGUUUGAGUUAUUUUGGUUGGUUUGUUUGUUUUUUUAUGAGGGAGGGAAGGGCUUGUCAUGGGUUGUUGAGUUGUGCAUAGCCAAUACAUGUACUUGAUUACUUUUGAUUGAUGUUUUAUUAUUUCCUCCUCUGUUUUUUCUUCCCAAUCUUACUUUACAUAUUGUAAAGUUAGCCAGAUAUGACUUUGAAAACAGUCCUGGAGAAUGGAAUUAAACUUAAUCUGUUUAACCAAAA
Molecule: messenger RNA, 8135 nt
Organism: Clupea harengus (Atlantic herring)
Lineage: Eukaryota; Metazoa; Chordata; Actinopteri; Clupeiformes; Clupeidae
Gene: foxo4
Product: forkhead box O4
Biological process (GO): regulation of transcription by RNA polymerase II
Cellular component (GO): nucleus
Molecular function (GO): RNA polymerase II cis-regulatory region sequence-specific DNA binding; DNA-binding transcription factor activity, RNA polymerase II-specific
Source: RefSeq, a predicted model, not a curated record